Molecule: messenger RNA, 1044 nt
Organism: Asparagus officinalis (garden asparagus)
Lineage: Eukaryota; Viridiplantae; Streptophyta; Magnoliopsida; Asparagales; Asparagaceae
Product: proteasome subunit beta type-3
Exons: 7
Coding region: 126-740 (204 amino acids)
Biological process (GO): proteasome-mediated ubiquitin-dependent protein catabolic process
Cellular component (GO): proteasome core complex; proteasome core complex, beta-subunit complex
Source: RefSeq, a predicted model, not a curated record
UUAGUCCUCUUUACAUCGUCCCCUUCGAGUCGAAGUAUUCCCCAAGCCACGACCCUCGUUCCCUCCCCUCUUUCUCAUUCUCCAUUUUCCUGCGUCUUCAACCUCGUCCUCUCUCUCCGGUCGCCAUGUCGAUCUUUGAAUACAACGGAAGUGCCCUAGUGGCGAUGGUGGGGAAAAACUGCUUCGCGAUCGCCAGCGACCGCCGCCUCGGAGUCAAUCUCCAGACGAUCGCCACUGAUUUCCAAAGGAUCUUCAAGAUCCACGAUAAGCUCUUCAUCGGCCUCUCUGGCCUCGGGACCGACGCCCAAACGCUGUACCAGCGGCUGGUGUUUCGGCACAAGUUGUAUCAGCUGAGAGAGGAGAGGAAUAUGAAGCCAGAGACGUUUGCCAGUCUUGUUUCGGCUAUCCUUUAUGAGAAGAGAUUUGGUCCAUAUUUUUGUCAACCGGUAAUAGCUGGAUUAGGAGAUGAUGAUGUGCCCUUCAUCUGUACCAUGGACUGCCUUGGUGCCAAAGAACUUGCCAAAGACUUUGUCGUGUCCGGUACUGCUUCUGAAUCUUUGUAUGGUGCUUGUGAAUCUAUGUACAAGCCUAACAUGGAACCUGAGGAAUUGUUUGAGACCAUCUCACAAGCACUCCUGUCAUCCGUCGAUCGGGACUGUUUGAGUGGUUGGGGAGGACAUGUCCUUGUUGUUACGCCAACUGAAGUUCAGGAGAGAACUUUGAAGGGUAGGAUGGAUUAAUAUGCAAACGUGCGACGAUGGAGAGGGUUCUCUGUCUUUAUAUCCUACUGUAGCUGCAAAUUUUCAGUUAAUUAAUGUGUUUCGAGAUUACUCUGGAGAUGAAGUUGUAUGACUUUUUUAAAUGCACCUGGAAGAAAUUGAUUUCGACUGAUGGCUGUGGUUCUGGUUGGUGUAAGGAUAUGAAUCCAGUUCAACGUCCUUUCAUCUCUUAUUUCCUUUUGACUAUUUUAUUGAGUUUUAACUCAAGAAAGACAUGUGGAUUUUGUAGUUUUCCAAAUAUGAUUACUUUUUUCCGUUGUGAUUU